Mizuhopecten yessoensis (Yesso scallop) is the source of this 5802-nucleotide messenger RNA. RefSeq lists its product as uncharacterized. Gene Ontology annotation, cellular component: nucleus. Bases 353 to 4591 code for a protein of 1412 amino acids. Gene Ontology annotation, molecular function: RNA polymerase II transcription regulatory region sequence-specific DNA binding; DNA-binding transcription factor activity, RNA polymerase II-specific; protein binding. The record is from RefSeq and is a predicted model, not a curated record. Gene Ontology annotation, biological process: regulation of transcription by RNA polymerase II. The transcript has 4 exons. NCBI's taxonomy places the organism in Eukaryota, Metazoa, Mollusca, Bivalvia, Pectinida, Pectinidae.
AAAACCAUGUAAUGGUAAUGGUAAGGGUAAUGCUACUGUUCCAAUGUAAUGUGUAAUUUAAUUAAUUACAUUACCAUUGUAAUUGCCCCAUGCCUGCUGUCAACAUGUCUAAAGUCUGGUGUCAGGGCCAGAGGCAAUUUUCUCCCAUAUCCUGAAGAUCAAGAGGACAUGCAAGUUCCUUUGACUGAAUAUUUUCCCAGAAGUGGAUCUUUGAUAUGAUAUUAAUACUGUUCCUUCCCCAUGACUUGCUUAGAACUGAAGUCCAACAAGUUCCUUGGUUAUUGCACUUAGCAUUAAACAUAAUUUAAAGCUGAAAACAUCUUUUUUAUCAGUGUAGUUUUCUUCAUUAGCAAUGUCUUCAGCAUCUGCCAGUUCAGUGAUACAUGUGAAGAAAAUUACUGACUGCUGUAAAGACUGGCAGUGUAACAAAACUCUGGUACAGUGCCUGGAUCAUCUGUUUACACACAGUCUGGAUACGGAUGUCACGUUCCUGCUCGGAAGGAAUGGAGAGAACGUUAAGGCUCACAGCUUUAUCCUGAAGGCAAGGAGUCCUGUGCUGUGUAAACUUCUGAGUGCCGUCCAAAGUCAGCAAUGGAAGAUAACUCUGUUCAGAUACUCCAAACAGACCGUCACCAUGUUUCUCAGAUAUAUUUACACAGACAUGGUAACCCUGACUAUUCCUGACGCUGUGACCCUGCUUGGAGUUGCCAGGCAGUUCAAGGUGAACAAUCUGGUCAACCUGUGUGAAGCGUAUCUCAGGAUCAAUACUCCAAAGAGCAUAGAGGAUGUAACGGCUGUCAUUUCUGAAGAUGAAAAACUUUCGAAACUCGUACAAAAUACCAGAGUAAACACAUGUGAUACUGAAGACAGAAUCAGGUCAGUGGCUCCAGAACUUCACAGUUCUGUUGAUGACGUUUCUUCUGCACUUCCUGCAAGUAAAUUCCUACUCGAUGAUCAGCCAAAGUCUGGAGUAAACAUCACUUCAGUUUCACAAGCAUUGCAAAACUUGCUAAAACGCAGACAAACUGUUGACAGCACGUCUAAGCCGGCGAAGGCUAGUGUAUUGAUGACACUGGAAGGCAGUGUCAUGACGAAGCGCAGAUGUGUGACAGACGAUGCACCUACGUCUGUUGAGGUCAGUUCUGUGGUUCCUGUUCGUCAGCCGGGGUCAAAACAACAACAUAUGGAUAGUGUGUCGAAACCUUCAGACGACAUCGGUCCGGCUCUACCUGUAAACUAUCCUCCGUCACAGUAUGCCAAGAAUAAGAUGGUGGCAAUAACAAAUCUCGAAAAUGGUUUUGUAGAUGAAAUCUUGGGAAAAACGUCUGAAACACAACCUCUGGAUGGGAAAGUCUCAUCAACAACACAUCUGGGAGAUAAAGGAGUAGAGGUUAAAUAUCAAAGACAAACUCUAAGGUAUAACUUUGUAGGGAAAACUUUGAAUGGUCCGCAUAUUGAGGAAACCAUCUCGGGUACGACAUCACAAGAACAACAUCUCAAGGAUGAAGUCUCUAGGAAAACAUCUCAGGAACAAUAUCUGGGCAAUAAAAUCUCAAGGAAGAAGUCCAGGUGUAAAACUCUGGCCCCAAAAACCUCUGAGAAAACAUUUCUGGGUAAACACUUGAGUGAUGAAAUUCUGGGGAAAACAUCUCAAAGGGAAUUAUUGGUGAAUGACGUCCAAGGAAAGGUAUCGCAGGGACAGAAUUUAGGAGGUACGUCCUCGAAGGUGAUUACUCAAAAAAAACGACGAAGGGGUAAAAACUUGGACACAGCAAGUUGUGGACAACCAGACAGUGCUAAAAUAACAGUUGGUAUGGCAACGGCUGUUUGUAAUGGUUCAGUGACAGAUCUAACGAAACGUGACUCGUCUGUUGAUGCUCGGAACAACAGUUCGGAUAGCUGCAAUGGACACAUUACCAAAAACGAUACUAUCGUUGAUCGUCAAGAUGUCACUAGUACGAAACCUGUCAGUGACAGCCAGAAUUAUAACAGAUCUGGUGUCAGUACGAAACCUGCCAGUGAUAACCAGAAUUAUAACAGAUCUGGUGUCAGUACGAAACCUGCCAGUGAUAACCAGAAUUAUAACAGAUCUGGUGUGAGUGCGGAACAUCCUACUAAACCUAUCACUGAUAAAGAAAACAACAUCGCAUGUACCAUCCCUGUUGUUUCUGGUCAAGAAAAAAGCAGUGUUAAAGAACAAAUCAACAACCUUAAGUGCCAGAUAGAAUACCUGAAAGCUGAUAUAAUCAACAACCAUGGUUACCUGGUAGCUGACGAUAACAACAGCUCCCCCAUCUGUCAGGACGAAUGUACGAUCGUCGCUAUGGAGAGUGGAACAAGAUGGCGAGGUGCCAGUGACACUGACGAUGCGUACGAGGGAGAUGUGCAGCCAACAGAUCAGGUUGUGAUUGAUGAAGAGAACGAGGCCACUCCUUUAGACCUGACAACAGCACCAGGCAUUAGUGGAACUAAAAAAGUUACAACUUCAAUCCAACACAGAAAUAUGCCAAGUUUACACUCACUUGGUGUAUGUUCUGUUGGAGAAACCUACAGACCACAAUCUGAAACAGUUCAGGAAAGUCAUGCCAAUAAAAGUGAGAAGGUUGUAAAGAAGAAGAACAAGAAAAAGAAGAAAAAGAAGAAGGGGAAGAAAAUUCUUAAUGAAGCCACUGUAAUAAAAACAGCAUCGGUGGUGGAGGAGACAGCAAACAAAAAGAGAUAUGUGGAAAAAAAUGUAAAACACAGACAGCAAAUUUUGAAGGAAGAAAGUAAAAAACCAAGAGAAAGUGUGAAGAAUAAGAAAACAAGUAAAACUCCUACAAUGACCCUUGACAAAUGUGAAGUUUGUGGAGAGUGUUUCACCUCGGCUAUCUCCCUACUGAUCCACAUGAGGGAACAUGCAGGAGAACAGAUCCACCAGUGUGCUCUGUGUGGGAAAGGUUUCACACUCCUGGGCGCUCUUCAACAUCACAUGCAGAAGCACAAAGAAAAAGAACUCAUGCGUUGUAAGAUCUGUGGAAAGUGGUACGCCUCAAAAACCGCAUUUAAACGUCACUGUAACGCGCAUAAUGACGCCAUUCUGAAAUGCAAAGACUGUGGACUAAUUUGUGAAACAAAACUGCUUUAUAAUAGACACAUGAAAAAGGGAAAGCAUAAAAUGGACUCCUUACAGUAUAAAUGUCGGAAUUGUUGUGAAGCAUUUAUGUUUAAAAGGGAGCUUACAAAACACAACAAAAUACACAUUAAAGGGUUCAAAUGUGAGGUUUGUAAUAAAUCUUUUUCGAGUAAAUGGGGACGGGAAAGACAUUUAAAGUUACACAAAGCUGGAAAAAUUGAGAAAAAAACCUACAAAUGUGACAGCUGUACCUGUGUGCUAGAUAGCCCUGAAUCAUUGUCAGAGCAUUCUAAGGUCCACAAGAAUAGCAUAGAAUUAGAUAGUCCUGAGGCACAGUUAGAACUGUCUAAAGUACACAAAGAAGGCCAAGCGUCAGAUGAUUCAGAGUCACAGUUGGGGCGCACUGGUAAUCAAGAGUCACAGUUGGAUCAGACUGAUAGUCAAGCGUCACAGUUCGAGCACACUUAUUGUCCGGACUCACAGUUCAAGCAGACAGAUUGUCCGGAGUCACAGUCAGGGCACACUGAUCAUCCCGAGUCAAAAUUGGAGCAUACUAAUAGUCCGGAGUCCCCACUGGAGCACAUUGAUAGUCUGAAGUCACAGUCUGGGCACAUUGAUAGUUCGGAGUCACAGUCCGGGCACAUUGAUAGUCCGGAGACACAGGCUGAGCACAUUGAUAGUCCGGAGACCCAGGCUGAGCACAUUGGUAGUCUGGAGACACAGACUGAGCACAUUGGUAGUCAGGAGACCCAGGCUGAUCACAUUGGUAGUCAGGAGACCCAGGCUGAGCACAUUGAUAGCCCGGAGACACAGGCUGAGCGCAUUGAUAGUCCGGAGACACAGGCUGAGCUCAUUGAUAGUCCGGAGACACAGGCUGACCACAUUGAUAGUCCAGAGACACAGGCUGAGCACAUGGGUAGUCAGGAGACACAGGCUGAGCACAUUGGUAGUCAGGAGACACAGACUGAGCACAUUGGUAGUCAGGAGACACAGGCUGAUCACAUUGGUAGUCAGGAGACACAGACUGAACAUACUGAUAAUUUGGAGUCACAUUUGGCUCACAUAGAAAAACAAAAGGAAGAAUUCUUGACAUGUGAUCUUUGUAGUAAGAGUUUUGACCAUAUUGAAAAUUUGGAGGCACAUCAAAAGACACACCAGGCCAAGGAUGUGUACGAGUGUAUACUUUGUAAGAAAAUGUUUCUCAAGAAAUGCUUUUUAGAUAGACAUUAUAAAUAUCACUCCGGCGACCAGUACUUUUCGUGUGAUUUGUGUGACGAGGGAUUCGACAAGAAGAAAGAGCUGCUGCAACAUCAGUUCACGGCUCACGACAAGAAGAUGGCAUAUAGUUACAGCUGUAGUACGUGUUAUUUGGUGUUUAAAUCUCACAAGUCAUUCAGGAAGCAUAUGUUGUGUCACUCCAACACACUGAAGAACACAUCACAGAACAAACUGGAGAAACCCCAACAACAAACAUGACACACCAUGCAAACCAAAAGAUGCACAAGAAACAGGACACAGAAAUGAGAAGGUACAACCUAACACACUGCAGAAAAAAUUACCAAAACCCGCAAAACAGGGUGAUACCUGACAUAGAAAUGACAAGAUAAAACCUGAGACACUGCAGAAAAAAUAACAAACACACACACAACAGGGAGAAACCUAACAUAGAAACGACAAGGUAAAACCUGAGACACUGCAGAAAUAUAACAAACACACGCAACAGGGAAAAACCUAACAUAGAAAUGACAAGAUAAAACCCGAGACACUGCAGAAAAAAUAACAAAAACACGCACAACAGGGAGACCUAACAUAGAAAUGACAAGAUAAAACCCGAGACACUGCAGACAAAAUAACAAAAACAUGCACAACAGGGAGAAACCUAACAUAGAAAUGACAAGAUAAAACCCGAGACACUGCAGAAAAAAUAGCAAAAACAUGCACAACAGGGAGAAACCUAACAUAGGAAUGACAAGAUAAAACCCAAGACACUGCAGAGGAAAUAACAAACACACACAACAGGGAGAAACCUAACAUAGAAAUGACAAGAUAAAACCUGAGACACUGCAGAAAAAAUAGCAAAAACAUGCACAACAGGGAGAAACUAAUGCAGGAAUUGAGAGAUAAAACCUGAGACACUACAGAGGAAAUAACAAAACACACAAAACAGGACAAAACUAAUGCAGAAACCACAAGAAAAAAGCAAACACACUGCAGAAACUAACAAAACACACAAAACAGGACAAGCUGUAUCUAAAACAUAGGAUAGAUAUUAUAAGCUGUAUGACAAAAUCCACCACAACUGGAUGACACACUGCAGAACAAGACAAUAUACAAACCGGAAGAUAGCACAGAAUAUACAUUGUUGAACAAGUGAUGUAUUUACAAAAUGUGUAGAAAUAUACUUGAUGUACAAAAAUGAAUUCAGGGAUAAUUUUGUACAAAGUAGCAAAAACGAAUAAUUUGUAUACAAACAAGCUAUAUGGAUAAUUUAUGUACAAAAUAGCUUUAUAGAUAAUUUAAGUACGAAAUAGCUAUAUUGAUAAUUUAUGUGCAAAAUAACUAUAUGUAUAUGAAUAAUUAUGUACAAAAUAGCUAUAUACGGAUAACUUAUGAACACACUUAAUGUAUAUAUAUGGAUAAUUUAUGUACAAAGUAGCAAUAUGAUUUAUAUAUGUACAAAAUGGCAU